Molecule: messenger RNA, 8891 nt
Organism: Terrapene triunguis (Three-toed box turtle)
Lineage: Eukaryota; Metazoa; Chordata; Testudines; Emydidae
Gene: CACNA1H
Product: calcium voltage-gated channel subunit alpha1 H
Exons: 34
Coding region: 4-7179 (2391 amino acids)
Biological process (GO): calcium ion import; sodium ion transmembrane transport; membrane depolarization during action potential
Cellular component (GO): neuron projection; voltage-gated calcium channel complex; voltage-gated sodium channel complex
Molecular function (GO): voltage-gated sodium channel activity; low voltage-gated calcium channel activity
Source: RefSeq, a predicted model, not a curated record
AGCAUGCUGGUCAUCCUGCUGAACUGUGUCACCUUGGGCAUGUUCCAGCCCUGCGAGGACGUGGACUGCAAGUCGGAGCGAUGCACCAUCCUGGAGGCAUUUGACCAUUUCAUUUUCGCCUUCUUCGCUGUGGAGAUGGUCCUUAAGAUGGUAGCUCUGGGGAUCUUCGGGCAGAAGUGUUACCUAGGAGACACAUGGAAUCGCCUGGACUUCUUCAUCGUAAUGGCCGGCAUGAUGGAAUAUUCUCUGGAUGGGCACAAUGUAAGCUUAUCUGCCAUCCGUACUGUCCGGGUACUCAGGCCUCUACGAGCCAUUAACAGGGUCCCAAGUAUGCGAAUACUCGUUACCCUGCUGUUAGAUACUCUGCCUAUGUUAGGCAACGUCCUUCUCUUGUGCUUCUUUGUCUUUUUCAUCUUUGGGAUUGUCGGCGUGCAGCUCUGGGCAGGGCUGCUCAGAAACAGGUGUUUCGUAGACAGCAACUUUGCAAUGACAUACAACUUUACUCUCCCGCAGCCGUAUUACCAGCCGGAAGAAGGGGAGGAGAAUCCAUUCAUCUGCUCGUCCCAUCGGGAUAACGGCAUGCAGAAAUGCUCCAAUAUCCCAAACAGGAAGGAGUACAGGGUGGAGUGCACCUUGAGCAUGGACUCCUACAACCAAAAUUUGUAUAAUCCAGAUUUCAGCAACAGGAACGCCUGCAUAAACUGGAACCAAUAUUACAACGUAUGCAAGGCAGGGGAUGUAAACCCGCACAAUGGAGCUAUUAAUUUUGAUAACAUUGGCUAUGCCUGGAUAGCUAUUUUUCAGGUUAUAACCCUGGAAGGAUGGGUUGACAUCAUGUAUUAUGUUAUGGAUGCACAUUCUUUUUACAAUUUUAUAUAUUUUAUAUUGCUUAUAAUAGUGGGUUCUUUCUUCAUGAUUAACUUGUGCCUGGUUGUGAUAGCAACACAGUUUUCGGAAACAAAGCAGCGGGAGAACCAGCUGAUGAAGGAGCAGCGUGCCCGCUACCUCUCCAACGACAGCACCAUCGCCAGCUUCUCGGAGCCGGGCAGCUGCUACGAUGAACUUCUCAAAUAUAUCGGCCACAUCUUCCGGAAGGUAAAGCGGCGGACGUUACGUCUGUACAACAACUGGCAGAGCAAGCGCCGGAAAAAGGUCAACCCCAACAGCGCCCCCAACGGGCAAAGCCGCAGAAGCAAAAAACGCAUCACCUCCAUCCACCACCUCAUCCACCACCAUCACCACCACCACCACCACUACCACAUCAGCAAUGGGAGCCCUCGGGGGCUACGUUCCAACCCUGAGAUCUGUGACCUGGAGCUGAAGGUCAUGAAGUCUGGGAGCCAACUGAUGCUUCCGUCUCCAUCCCCCAACCUGCAUAGCCCUCCUCCUCAUCUGGAUUCAGAGUCUGUCCAUAGCAUUUACCAUGCUGACUGCCACGUCGAAGGACCCCAGGUGAAAUGCAAGUCUUCCAAUGCCACUGCAAGUAUUAAACUGACCGCUGGGCUCACCGCCAACCAUGGAAAUAUGAAUUAUCCAACCAUCUUGCCUUCUCCAGCUAGCAAAACCAGUUCCGCCCCGGUACCCAAAGGGAAGAAAAGUGGCAGCAGCCCUGUGGCCAUGGUUAAUAGCCCAGUGAGUUUGAAUGCAGCUCCUUUUGAGAAGCUCCGUCAACUGAUGGGAGAACAUGGUCUGUGUAGGACUUCCAGCAGGCUGUCGGGUUUGAACGUGCCGUGCCCUCUGCCCAGCCCCCAGCCCAGCAUCCUGACCUGCGAACUCCAGAACUGCCCCUACUGUGCUAACAUUCUGGAGGAUCCCGAGUUUGAGUUCAGUGAGUCCGACAGCUACGACUCUGACAACAACGGCGUCUACGAAUUCACGCAGGACCUGAGGCACGGAGACCAGAGAGAUCAGAUCCAGCAGCAGAGGAAUAAAAAGAGGAAGAAGAAGAAACCAAAGGAGAGGAAUAAAGUCGCUAGACUUUGGGUGGCUUUUGGCAACAAGCUGAAAAGGAUUGUGGAGAGCAAGUAUUUCAACCGUGGGAUUAUGAUCGCCAUUCUGAUCAACACGCUGAGCAUGGGAAUCGAGUAUCACGAGCAGCCGGACGAACUGACCAACGCUUUGGAGAUCAGUAACAUUGUCUUCACCAGCAUGUUUGCCCUGGAGAUGGUCCUUAAGCUCCUUGCCUUUGGUAUCUUCGGUUACAUCAAGAACCCAUACAACAUCUUCGACGGGAUCAUAGUCAUCAUCAGUGUCUGGGAGAUCAUUGGCCAAUCCGAUGGAGGCCUUUCUGUGCUGAGAACUUUUCGGCUGCUCAGGGUCCUCAAGCUGGUACGCUUCAUGCCCGCCCUUCGCCGCCAGCUGGUGGUCCUGAUGAAGACGAUGGAUAACGUGGCCACCUUCUGCAUGCUGCUCAUGCUCUUCAUCUUUAUUUUCAGCAUUCUCGGCAUGCAUCUUUUUGGAUGCAAGUUUAGCUUGAAAACUGAUACGGGGGACACAGUUCCAGACAGAAAGAAUUUUGAUUCCUUGCUCUGGGCCAUUGUGACCGUGUUUCAGAUCCUCACCCAGGAAGACUGGAACGUGGUGCUCUACAAUGGCAUGGCAUCCACCUCCUCGUGGGCGGCACUCUACUUCGUGGCCCUGAUGACCUUUGGCAACUACGUGCUCUUCAACCUCCUAGUUGCCAUCCUGGUAGAAGGCUUCCAAGCAGAGGGUGACGCCAACAAGUCGGACACGGAUGAGGACAAGACCUCUGCCAACUUUGAUGAGGAUAUUGAGAAGCUGAAAGACCUCUGCGCAACAGAGAUGAAGAUGUACUCCCUUGCCAUCACCCCAAACGGUCACGUGGAGGGCAGGGCGAGCAUACCCCCUCCCAUCAUCAUGCGCACUGCUGCUACUCCCAUGCCAACGCCAAAGUGCUCGCCGCACAUGGAUUCGGUGCACACCUUCGUGGACUCAAGGAGAGGGAGCAAUGCUUCAGUUGAUCCACUGAGCUACGAUCAAAAGUCCUUGUCCAGCCUCCGCAGCUCGCCGUGUGCAAACUGGGGACCCAACAGCAACUGGGGAAGCCGACGCUCAAGCUGGAACAGCCUCGGCAGGGCCCCAAGCCUCAAAAAGAAGAACCAGUCUGGGGAAAGAGAGUCCUUGCUCUCUGGGGAGGGGAAAGGGAGCACGGAUGAUGACUCUGAUGAUGCCAAGUCCAGCACUGUCAGCAGAGCCACCCUGCACCGCCGGGCGGAGUCCCUGGAUUACAGAAGCUCCUUGGACUUGCCUGAGCUUCUCCAGCUCCCCACCAUGCGCCACUCCCUCAGCAUCAACCCCAUGGCCAUGCUGCCCACAGAGUACCAGGACUGCAAUGGCAAAAUGGUGCAUGUGCCCAGCGAGUUCUUCCUGCGCAUCGACAGCCACAAGGACGACCUCUUGGACUACGACGACGACAUGGACGAUAGUUACUGCUACAGGAUUCGUAAAGCCCUGGAGCCCUACAAACCGGAAUGGUGCAAGAAUCACGAAGACUGGUCCCUCUACUUGUUUUCUCCUCAGAAUCGGAUUCGAGCGAUGUGCCAGAAGGUUAUAGCCCACAAAAUGUUUGACCAUGUAGUUCUGGUCUUCAUCUUUCUCAACUGCAUCACCAUUGCACUGGAGAGGCCCGAUAUUGACCCCCACAGCACGGAGAGGAUAUUUCUGAGUGUCUCCAAUUACAUCUUCACUGCAAUCUUUGUUGCUGAGAUGAUGGUGAAGGUGGUGGCCCUUGGCUUCUUCUCUGGGGAAAAUACCUAUCUCCAAAGCAGCUGGAAUGUCCUGGAUGGGGUCCUGGUCUUUGUAUCCAUCAUUGAUAUUAUCGUCUCCAUGGCAUCAGCAGGCGGGGCUAAGAUUUUGGGUAUCCUUCGAGUCUUAAGAUUGCUGCGGACCUUGAGGCCUCUCCGAGUCAUCAGCAGAGCCCCAGGUCUAAAACUGGUGGUGGAGACCUUGAUAUCGUCCCUGAGGCCUAUUGGAAAUAUUGUGCUUAUCUGCUGUGCUUUCUUCAUUAUCUUCGGGAUCUUAGGGGUUCAGCUUUUUAAGGGCAAGUUCUACAGCUGCGAAGGACCAGACACCAAAAACAUCUCCACUAAAGCCGACUGCACUAGCAUGCACUACAGAUGGGUCCGGCGGAAGUACAACUUCGACAAUUUAGGACAGGCUCUGAUGUCCUUGUUUGUCCUCUCAUCCAAAGACGGCUGGGUGAACAUCAUGUAUGAUGGCCUGGAUGCUGUGGGCAUUGACCAGCAGCCCGUCCAGAACCACAACCCAUGGAUGCUUCUCUACUUCAUCUCCUUCCUGCUCAUCGUGAGCUUUUUCGUGCUCAACAUGUUCGUGGGGGUGGUGGUGGAGAAUUUCCACAAGUGUCGGCAGCACCAGGAGGCAGAAGAGGCCCGUCGGCGGGAGGAGAAGCGGCUGAGGCGCCUGGAGAAAAAGCGCAGGAAAGCCCAGCGCAGACCCUACUAUGCUGACUAUUCCCCGACGCGGAGGUAUAUCCACACCCUCUGUACCAGCCACUAUCUGGACUUGUUCAUUACUUUCAUCAUUGGGGUCAAUGUCAUCACCAUGUCAAUGGAGCACUAUAACCAGCCCAAGUCCCUGGAUGAAGCUCUGAAGUACUGCAACUACGUGUUCACCAUCGUUUUUGUGUUUGAAGCUGUUCUGAAGUUGGUGGCAUUUGGUUUUCGAAGAUUCUUUAAAGACAGGUGGAACCAGCUGGACCUGGCCAUAGUUCUCCUCUCAAUCAUGGGCAUCACGCUGGAGGAAAUUGAAAUGAAUGCCGCGCUGCCUAUCAAUCCCACGAUCAUACGCAUCAUGCGGGUGCUACGCAUAGCAAGAGUGUUGAAACUGCUCAAGAUGGCCACGGGGAUGCGAGCUCUCUUGGACACAGUGGUGCAGGCGCUACCCCAGGUAGGGAACCUUGGCCUACUUUUUAUGCUCCUGUUUUUUAUCUAUGCUGCCCUGGGAGUGGAGCUGUUUGGAAAGCUAGACUGCAGCGAAGACAAUCCCUGCGAAGGUCUGAGCCGGCACGCAACCUUCACCAACUUCGGCAUGGCCUUUCUCACCCUCUUCAGGGUGUCGACUGGGGACAACUGGAAUGGGAUCAUGAAGGACACGCUGCGGGAAUGCACCAGGGAGGACAAGCACUGCCUGAGUUACCUGCCCAUCAUCUCCCCCGUCUACUUCGUCACCUUCGUCCUCAUCGCCCAGUUUGUCCUCGUCAACGUGGUGGUGGCCGUGCUGAUGAAGCACCUGGAGGAGAGCAACAAGGAAGCCAAGGAGGACGCGGAGAUGGACGCGGAGAUAGAGCUAGAAAUGUCCAGAGGAGGGAGCACCCCGGCCAACAGCGGGGGUGGAAGUGGCACCUCUGCCUCGGACGUCAGGGCCCCCUACGGGAGCCAGGAGGCCAUGAAGCCAGAGUCCCCCAUGCGAGUGAAACAUCAAGCCCUGGAGGCACUGAGCUGUGAGAAUGUGUCUUUAGCCAUCCCAGACUCAGACCCGCUGGAGGGCAGAGAGACUCCCCGGAUGGAAAACACGUCCUUCCGCUCUGUUCCUCACCACCAUGUCCUGACACCUUCCCACAAAACCCCAGGCCGCGAGUCAGAGGAAGGCGCUGCCUGCAUGAGAGCAAAGAGAGAGCCUCAGAACUUCCUAACGGUUCGCAAGAUCUCAGUGUCCCGGAUGCACUCCUUGCCCAACGACAGCUACAUGUUCCGCCCUGUGAUGCCGGCCAAGGCCCCGUUCCCUCUCCAUGAAGUGGAGAUGGAGACCUAUCCCUGCAAAUCACAAAGAGGGUCUGUCACCUCCAUCCGUUCCCAGCCCAUGGAAACAUGCUCCUCUCUGAGAGUCCCAAGGGCGUCGCUUCAGGUGACUGCUGUAUCGUCUCACCGCGACAGCUGUGACGCAUGGAAGAUCCUUUCUCCACAGUCCACGUUGCGAUCUCCCAGUCUCAACAGGCUGCUGUGUAGACAGGAGGCCAUUAGAACGGAUUCCUUGGAUGGGCAGAAUACAGAUUCCAAGGACAGUCUGCAAGCUGAGUCCAGCGAGAGCCUGCAGCCGAAGAAGCGGUCCCAGAGCAGCUUAGGUCCAGCUUUGCUCCAUCCUAGCCCACUCUCCCAGCCGGGCACUCCCCCACAUUCCCCGACGUCAUCCUCACACCAUCGACGCUCGAGCGUUCGUACCCGCAAGCACACUUACAGCCAGCACAGUAUUCCGAGCAGGCCUUCCAGUCAAAACAGCAACCCAGCCAGCCCCGAGAACUCUCUGUUUGAAUCCUCAGACCUGGCUGACGAAGAAGUCAGCCACAUAAACAGCUCGGUAAAAGACUGGCAAGAGCAGCCGGAAAUCAGGACCCGCUCGGUCUCUCCUUUCAUCUCCCCGGCUUCAUCUCUGGUCCCCCUCAAGAACUGCAGCACAGCCAGCCUGGCCGGGAGCAACGGCAGAGAGAGAGACUUGAAGAAGUUUUACAGUGUUGAUACUAAAGGGUUCCUGGACAAGCCCAACUGGGCAGACGACCAAAGAAGGCACUCCAUCGAGAUCUGCCCUUCCAUUGACAAUGGAGAUGGUAGCUUGGAACAGCCUGCGGAAGGGAAGCAAAGGUCUCCUGUCCACGUUCAGUCUGAGUCGGAGUAUAUCCACGGGGCUCGGAGGAAGAAGAAGAUGAGCCCACCUUGCAUUUCUAUAGAUCCUCCCAUGGAGGAUGAAAGCAGCGCGGCUUCACGUACCAAAGCCUCUGAGAACAGCAUGCUGAGGAGAAGGACACCGUCGUGCGAAUCCACCGCGUACAGGGACUCCUUGGACCUGGCCGACAACCAGCCCGGGGAGCAGGCUUCUAAAGCAGAACGGCGGGUCCAGCCCACGUGUCGAGGGGAACACCUGACAAUCCCAAACUUCUCCUUCGAGCAGUCCGACCCCAGCUCCUCGAGCAGCCUCUCGGAUCUCCUUUCGGACAGCGGCCAGGGCGCGCCCUCCAGCGGGGUGUCUGUGGACUCCCGGCCAGACGCCGCGGCGCUAGAACUGAAAAAGCUGGAUCACUUAAAAACUCAGUGCAACAACCCUGAGAAAAACAAAGAGCUUCUAGGCGUUACUAAGAGCCCCAUAAGGCGGCACGGACUGGUCCCUAUGACUGUUGCAACAGAUGAAGACAUAGACGAACCAGUAUAGCUUUGUAGGGGCGGGAGAGGGAAGUCUCAAGGGCUUGACACCGAUGUGGUUUUGAAACAGCACCCCUGUGCGGAAGGGACUGCAAAGCCACAUGUUCGUGGCUGAUUCUUCUUCCCCCCAGUCACUCGCUCCUAAGCGCUGUCGGGGGAUGGGUUUGCAAAAAGUAAUACAGAAACGCCACAAGGUGUAGGGCGGGGGAGGGGGAUAUGCAAGCGUGUUUCUUUUCUAAAGGGAAGAUGGAGUUGCUUUUUUUUUUUCCCCAGGUGGCCUCAAUCACAUUGAUUUGGGUUCGGGCUGUGUUCGUUUGUUUUCUUUCUGUUUUGUAACCGUUCUCGACUUUUAAACUGGCACCAUUUAUUGUGUGGAGACGCCACAGUAUGCAGACGUGCCCAGGAGACGGGAGCUGGACAUUGUCUGUCUAUCGGCAGUGAUAUAAAUAGAAAUAAUGUAUUUGUGAGAUACAAAAGCUACAAAAAAACCACAAAAAAAUACCCACAAAAAACUCUCUCUUCAUAAUGCACAUAUUUUUAUAGAGAAGCGAUACUGUUUUUUGCAUUACGUCCGACUCCCCAAACAGGAGGUGUUUUCUUGGGUUUUAUGUGGAAGUAAUUAUUAAGGCUGGUUUUUUUCCCCCAAAUGUUUCUCUUCUUUCUUUGCUUUCAUUCUUCUUUUCUCUCCUUCCUCUUUUCUCCCUCCACAAUCAUCCUGCUGGCUUCUAUUCACAGCUGAUGCUUUUUUGAAGUCUCUCUUUCUUUCCAUUUAUUUUACUUUGGUACUUUAGAGGAUGUCCGCUCUAAAGAAAAAAAAUAACCAAAUCACUACUGAAUUGUAGCCAGUGCAAUAAUAAGUUAUUCAUUCUUGUCUGUACAAACUGUCCUUUUUUAUUUUUAUUUUUUUUUUUUGCUUUUACUGAAUUCAGGUUAAAUGUUGCAAUAAUCUGAACUAAUGUGCACAAGCAAAGCUUCUUGAGUUUAAAAAAGAAAAGGAAAAAAAAAAGAAAUUUACAACGAGAUAAAGGAAAAAAGAAAACAAAUAAAUAGUAAAUUAUUUAAGAAAUGUAUUUUGUUUACUGCAGUCAAAGUAAAUUAUUGAUACAGUAUGUAAAGGUUUUAAGAGUCGUCUUAGAUGAUGUUCUUUGUAAGCAUUUAAGCUAACGAUUUGUUUUCUUCAUAGCGUAAUGCCUUUGAAAAGAAGGUGAGAUCAGUAAUUGUAUCAUUUGCACUCUUUGUGUUCCUUUUCCCUACACACACACACACACACACACACACACACAGAGCCACACAAGCCCACUAGCACUCUCAAUCCAUGUGGAAAGGCCUCUUUUCACUAGCAGCAUAGGAUCAACAAGAAGCCACUAGCAGAAUUAAAGUCAUUUAUUAACACCCCCAACUCGUAUUUUUAUUUUUCCUUUUUUAAUCUUCUUUCCUCCCCCACUCUCCAUCCCAAACCCCUUUCUCCAUGCGACGGCUCUGCCAAUGGAAAGCUGCUGCUGCUUAAUGAAAACAAUAAACCACACCAACACCGUGCGAGGGUGCGGGGCAAAAUCGAGCGCCAGACGGCCACGACGGUGACAGCAGCAGCAAAAUAAUAAUUCUCUCUUUUUUUUUUUCCGUUCCAUGCCGCCUCAUAUUUAUGCAUUCACGUAUAUCUUCUGUUAUUUAUGCAUUCAUUACUCAGAAAAAAUGUAUCUUGUUUCACAUGUAUUAAACUGU